This is a messenger RNA of Poecilia latipinna (sailfin molly), 2806 nucleotides long. Its product is annotated as nocturnin-like. The transcript is spliced from 5 exons. The record is from RefSeq and is a predicted model, not a curated record. Lineage: Eukaryota; Metazoa; Chordata; Actinopteri; Cyprinodontiformes; Poeciliidae. Gene Ontology annotation, molecular function: poly(A)-specific ribonuclease activity. Gene Ontology annotation, biological process: circadian rhythm. The coding region runs from base 1253 to 2431 and encodes 392 amino acids.
UGGUUCUGGUUCUGCUCUGCAUCUCCAGAACCAGAACCAAACAUGAAGAAGCAGCAUUCGGCCACAAGUCUGAAACAAACUCCCGGAAAACUGCAAAACAUCUGAAAUAUUGAUUGAUCGACCUUUUCACACUCACUGUAAACAGAAUUAUUUGAUGAUUGGUUGAAACAAGACAGAAAACUCUUCUUUGCAACUCAAACUCUGACAAAUUUGACGGAGAGUGCCGGAGAACAUCAGAUUUCAAGAAGUGUGCAGCGUCUCGAUUGUAUUUAGAUCUGGACUUUGAUUAGGUCAGAUACCCCCAGGUGGAUGUUUAAAGUCUUGAUGAACUUCUGCCUCCCCUUUUCUUCUAUUAUUGACCUGCAUUUAGCUCAGUUCAUCCUUCCAUCAUCUCUGAUAAGCUUCACUACCCCCGCUGGGGAAAAAAACACUCCACAGCAUAAUGUUGCCAUCACCAUGUUUAAUGCAUUGGGACUUUCUGUAACUUUCUUUCCACAAUCAUUUUCUUCAUGCCAUCAGUCACAUUUGUGGAAUGCAUCCCUGCUGGUUGUCCUGUCGAUGGUUUCUUUCCUCUGAGCUUUUCUGAGCCAUUUUGCUUUAAGGACAGCUAAUAAAGCUCUUUGAGAGCCGCAACUUCAAAAAGUCUCCACAGCUGGACCCAAAUCUGGGGCAACAGAAACAAAGCAGAACAUUGUUGCAGACAGUUUAGCCAUUUAACAAAAUAACAGCUCAUUAUUGAAUCUACUGCACUGGGAAAUAAAAAAAAAAGUGUAUAAAAAUAGUUAAUAAAAAAUAGUUUUUAUUAAUAUGAAGAUAUAGUUUGGCAUUUCCAGUACUCCGUAAACAUUCAGAUUAUGUCUAGUUAUAUCAGUGUGGAAAAGUACAGCAUUCAACUUGGAAAAAGCCAGCUGUAUAACAUCGGUGGACUUGUUUUUGGAGUUAUGUGCGCGGCAUUACAAAACAGGGGUGGAGGCAGACGGUGAAAAAGGCCUGGCACGUUUUGCGCACCUGUGCCGAGGCUGUUAUGCAGUCUUGCAGCAUUAUGUUGAUUCAUUACACACUAACACACUGAACCAGCUCAGCAGCACAUGAGCCGCCAGGUGUCGGUGACGCCGGCUUCCUGAUCUGGAGGCUUUAAAGGCGGCGACGAGACGAGAGGGCAAACGCAUCCCACUCUCAUCUAUGAGGAGGACGGUUGCAUUUAGAGGAGAACGGAGAACGUUCUAGUGAAGUGCUGCGGCUGAGGACAGUGAUGGAGACUUUAGUGUGUCCGAUGGGUGGAGGAGCCACCAGGCUGUACAACACCCUGACUCAGACGUUCAGCGGCAGCAGCUCCCCCCUGUCCCUCCCUCCAUCCUACCUGAGCCCCCACCAGCCCGCUCUUACCAACCUGGAUUCAGAUUUCUGCCUGCAGCAGAAGAACUCCCCCGUAUGCCCCCUUGAUCCAGUGGAGCUGCUUCAGCAGUGUGAAGAGGCCCUCAGGGACCGACCUCCUCACCUGCAGAGAAACUUUGUCUACAUCGAUCAUGGAGACGACGUUGCCAGCGUCCCCAUCAGGGUGAUGCAGUGGAACAUCCUAGCCCAAGCUCUGGGCGUAGGAGUUGACAACUUUGUCCGGUGUCCCUUGGAGGCCCUCAGCUGGUCCCGAAGGAGGAGCCUCAUCCUGGAGGAGAUUCUGGCCUACCGACCUCACAUCCUCUGUCUGCAGGAGGUAGACCACUACUAUGACACCUUCCAGCCGGUUUUGGCGAACCUGGGCUACAGCAGCCAUUUCUGUCCGAAGCCCUGGUCUCCAUGCCUGGACGUAGAAGGCAACAGUGGUCCCGACGGCUGUGCCCUCUUCUUUGACGAGUCCAGAUUCGAGCUCCUGGACAGUGUGAACAUCAGACUCUCGGCCAUGAUGAUCCCCACAAAUCAAGUUGCCGUGGUGACGACUCUGCGUUGUCGGAGCAGUGGAAGGUGUGUGUGCGUCGCUGCGACUCACCUAAAAGCCCGAUCUGGCUGGGAGUGGUUCCGCAGCGCUCAGGGGUCGGACCUCCUCUGGCACCUUCAGAAUCUGGUCCAGGAGCUCGGCGGCGGCAACUCCAACGUCAAAGUCCCCCUGCUGAUUUGUGGCGAUUUUAACGCAGUCCCAUCGGAGGAAGUGUACCGACGCUUCGCCACUUCCCCUCUGGGUUUGGACUCUGCCUAUAAGAAGCUCAGUCAGGACGGCGUGAGCGAGCCGGAGUACACGACGUGGAAGAUCCGGGGCACCGGGGAGUGCUGCUGCACGCUGGACUACAUCUGGUACACUAAAGACACACUGAGAGUGGACGCUGUUCUGGACAUGCUGGACGAGAAGCAAAUCGGACCCAACAGGCUUCCAUCCUACAGCUAUCCAUCCGACCACCUCUCUCUGGUUUGCGACUUCAGCUUCAGGGAGAAAGAAUGAGAGGCUGGCUCGUCGAUGGGGAAACGCCGAUUCCUUGGACUUGAGGGGUUCUCCCUCGCUGAUUCACUCCACAGAAAGCCUGGAAGCCGAAUGUGAGUGAACGGGUGAAGAUGAGAAGACAGGAGGCCUCGAGUGUGAAGUGACUGAAAUGUUGCAGUGUUGAGGUUGAAGAGAUAAAUGCAUCGCAAGUCUUCCUGCCUGAACUAGGUCUGCACCAGCUGAUCGUCUCAUACCUUCAUCAGCAAUCAAGCUGCUCAUACAUGAACUUCGUUUUCUUUUUUUUUACGAAAUACUGAAAUCAGACUGUAAUAAGCAUACUGCUUGAUACUACCAUCAUAUAAUACUGAAAGUAAAUAAAGUGUCUUCGCCAGAUAA